Messenger RNA from Maudiozyma saulgeensis, 4533 nucleotides. Lineage: Eukaryota; Fungi; Ascomycota; Saccharomycetes; Saccharomycetales; Saccharomycetaceae. The record is from the annotation of a GenBank genome assembly.
AUGUCUGAGAAGGAAACGUCUUCCAAAUCAGGCGCUGAUGAUACAAAUUCAAUGACAGGAUCUCUUGCAGAUUCUGUUCAUUCUUAUGAAGCUUAUGAAGGUGCCGGUCCAGAUAUUGAAGAUCAAGGUAAUGAAUCUCAAUUAUCUCGUCACUUAUCUCAUAUCUUAUCGAAUGAAGAAGGUAUUAAAAGAUUAGAAUCCCUUGGUAGAGUUAUUUCUACUAAGACUAAAAAACAAAUGGAUAAAUUCGAAGUUAAUGAUAUGGAUUUUGAUUUACGUGCUUUAUUAAACUAUUUAAGAUCUCGUCAAUUAGAACAAGGUAUUGAACCAGGUGAUUCAGGUGUUGCUUUCCGUAAUUUGACUACAGUUGGUGUCGACGCUUCUGCCGCUUAUGGUCCAUCUGUCAGUGAAAUGUUAAGAGAUAUUGGUACAGCUCCAGCUAAUAUCUUUAGAAAAAAUGGUAAUGUUCCUUUAAGAAAUAUUAUUCAAAAUUGUAGUGGUGUUGUCGAAUCAGGUGAAAUGUUAUUUGUCGUUGGUAGACCAGGUGCUGGUUGUUCAACUUUCUUAAAAUCUUUAACUGGUGAAACUGAAGCUUUUGUAUCAGUUGAUGGUGAUUUCUCUUAUGAUGGUUUAGAACAAGAAGAAAUGAUGAAAAAAUAUAAAGGUUACGUCAUUUAUUGUCCUGAAUUAGAUUUCCAUUUCCCAAAGAUUACAGUUAAAGAAACUAUCGAUUUUGCUUUAAAAUGUAAAACUCCUCGUGUUAGAAUUGAUAACAUGUCUCGUAAAGAAUAUGUUGAUAAUUUAAGAGAUUUAUGGUGUACCGUUUUCGGUUUAAGACACACUUAUGCUACUAAAGUUGGUAAUGAUUUCGUUAGAGGUGUUUCCGGUGGUGAACGUAAGCGUGUCUCUUUAGUUGAAGCUCAAGCCAUGGGUGCAUCAAUUUAUGCUUGGGAUAAUGCUACUAGAGGUUUGGAUGCUUCUACUGCUUUAGAAUUUGCUCAAGCUAUUAGAACUGCUACUAAUAUGAUGAAUUCUUCUGCUGUUGUUGCAAUUUACCAAGCUGGUGAAAAUAUUUAUGAAUUAUUUGACAAAGCUACCGUUUUAUAUAAUGGUAAACAAAUUUUUUUCGGUCCAGCUGAUCAAGCUGUUGCUUAUUUUGAAAGAAUGGGUUGGAUUAAACCAAAUAGAAUGACUUCUGCUGAAUUUUUAACUUCUGUUACUGUUGAUUUCGAAAAUAGAACUUUGGAUAUUAAACCAGGUUAUGAGGAUAAAGUUCCAAAAUCUGGUUCUGAAUUCGAAGAAUAUUGGUUAAAUUCUGAAGAAUAUCAAACUGUACUAAGAGAAUAUGAUGAUUAUCAUUCUAGACAUCCAGCUGAAGAUACAAGACAAAGAUUUGAAGCUGCUAAGAAACAAAGAUUACAAAAGGGUCAAAGAGCUUCUUCUCAAUAUGUCGUCAACUACUGGCAUCAAGUUUGGUAUUGUAUGAUUCGUGGGUUCCAAAGAGUUAAAGGUGAUUCCACUUAUACUAAAGUUUAUUUAUCUUCUUUCUUAAUUAAAGGUUUGAUUGUUGGUUCUUUAUUCCACAGAAUCGAUGAUAAGUCCCAAUCUACUACAAAGGGUGCUUAUUCUCGUGGUGGUAUGUUAUUUUAUGUCCUAUUGUUUGCCUCUGUUACUUCUCUAGCUGAAAUCGCUAAUUCUUUUGCUACUCGUCCAAUUAUUGUUAAACAUAAAUCUUAUUCCAUGUAUCAUUUAUCUGCUGAAUCGCUACAGGAAAUUUUAACUGAAUUCCCUGUUAAAUUUGUUGCUGUCUUAACUUUAUCUUUGGUUACUUAUUGGAUUCCUUUCAUGAAAUACACCGCUGGUGCUUACUUCCAAUAUUUGUUAUAUUUGAUUACUGUUCAACAAUGUACUUCUUUCAUUUUCAAAUCCGUUGCUACUUUAACUAAGGAUGGUGCCACUGCCCACGCCCUUGGUGGUUUAUGGGUUUUGAUUCUUUGUAUCUAUGCUGGUUUCGUUCUUCCAUUACGUGAAAUGCAUCAUUGGAUUAAAUGGAUUCAUUGGUUAAAUCCUUUAAGUUACGCUUUUGAGAGUUUAGUCUCUACAGAAUUCCACGGUAGACAAAUGAAAUGUAGUGCCCUUGUUCCAUCUGGCCCAGGUUACGAAAAUGUCAGUAUUGCUAAUCAAGUUUGUGAUUCUCCAGGUGCUAUUAAAGGUCAUGCAUUUGUCAGUGGUGACGAUUAUAUCAAGGCUCAAUACCAUUAUGAUUAUUCUCAUGCUUGGAGAAACUGGGGUAUCAAUGUCGUCUGGACUUUCUUCUAUAUCUGUUUCAAUGUUGCUAUGUCUGAAUUUAUUAAACCUUUAGAAGCUGGUGGUGAUCUAUUACUUUACAAGAGAGGUCAUAUGCCAGAACUUGGCACUGAAAAUGCUGAAGCUAAGACUGCUUCUAGAGAAGAAAUGAUGGAAGCUCUAAAUGGUUCUGAUGUUGAUUUGAAGGCGGUUAUUGACAGUAAGGAUGUCUUUACAUGGAACCACUUGGAUUAUGUUAUUCCUUACGAUGGUGCUACUAGAAAAUUAUUAAGUGAUGUCUUUGGUUAUGUUAAACCUGGUAAAAUGACUGCUUUAAUGGGUGAAUCUGGUGCUGGUAAAACUACUUUGUUAAAUGUUUUGGCUCAAAGAAUCAAUAUGGGUGUUAUCACCGGUGAUAUGCUGGUCAAUGGUAAAGAUCUACCUGCUUCUUUCAACAGAUCUUGUGGUUACGUUGCUCAAGCCGAUAACCAUAUGGCUGAAUUAUCCGUUAGAGAAUCUCUAAGAUUUGCUGCUCAAUUAAGACAACCAAAAUCUGUUCCAUUAGAGGAGAAACUAGAAUAUGUUGAAAAGAUUAUUACACUUUUGGGUAUGCAAAACUACGCUGAAGCUUUAGUUGGUAAAACUGGUAGAGGUCUAAAUGUUGAACAAAGAAAGAAAUUGUCUAUUGGUGUGGAAUUGGUUGCUAAACCAUCUCUAUUGUUAUUCCUUGAUGAACCUACUUCUGGUCUGGAUUCUCAAUCUGCUUGGUCUAUUGUCCAAUUUAUGAGAGCUUUAGCCGACUCUGGUCAAUCUAUUUUGUGUACUAUCCAUCAACCUUCUGCUACUUUAUUCGAACAAUUUGAUAGAUUACUAUUAUUAAAGAAAGGUGGUAAAAUGGUUUACUUUGGUGAUAUUGGUGAAAACUCUAACACUUUGUUAAAUUACUUUGAACGUCAAUCUGGUGUCAAGUGUGGUAUCUCUGAGAACCCUGCUGAAUAUAUGUUGAACUGUAUCGGUGCCGGUGCUACUGCUAGUGCUUCAGCUGACUGGCAUGAUCUAUGGUUAGCUUCCCCUGAAUGUGCUGCUGCCAGAGCUGAAGUCGAAGAAUUACACAGAACUUUACCAUCUAGACCUGUUAGUGAUGAUCCUGAAUUGGCUACCAAAUUCGCUGCUUCUAUGUUAACCCAAUAUAGAUGUGUUAUCAAGAGAACAUACUUACAAUUCUGGAGAUCUCCAGUCUAUAUCAGAGCUAAAUUUAUGGAAUGUGCUACUUGUGCUUUGUUUAUCGGUCUUUCAUAUGUUCGUAUUAAUAAUUCUGUCGGUGGUGCUGUUGAAGCUUUCUCUGCUAUUUUCAUGUUACUAUUGUUAUCUUUGGCUAUGAUUAAUCAAUUACACGUUUUUGCUUUUGACUCAAGAGAAUUAUACGAAGUCAGAGAAGCUGCUUCCAAUACUUUCCACUGGAGUGUUCUAUUGUUAUCACAUUGUUUGAUCGAAUUAGGUUGGACUGUCUGCUGUCAAUUUGUCUGUUGGUUCUGUUACUACUGGCCUGCUGGUUUCAAUGGUAGUGCACCUGAAGCUGGUUAUUUCUGGUUCUUAUAUGUUUUGAUCUUCCCAAUGUAUUUCGUUACCUAUGGUCUAUGGAUUCUUUACUUCUCUCCAGAUGUUCCAUCUGCAUCUAUGAUCAACUCUAACAUCUUUGCUGCUAUGUUGCUAUUCUGUGGUAUCUUACAACCAUCUGAAAAGGCUCCACGUUUCUGGAUCUUUAUGUUUAGAAUUUCUCCAUUCACUUACGUCGUUGAAGGUUUAGUUGGCCCAGAAGUUCAUGGUAAGAAGGUCAAAUGUAACCGUGAUGAAUUAAAUAUCAUGGAUCCUCCAUCUGGUCAAACUUGUGGCCAAUACUUAGACACUUUUGUUAAGAGUAAUACAGGUUUCUUAAUUAACCCAGAUGCUACUGCUGACUGUGAAUAUUGUCCAUACACUACUCAAGAUGAUGUCGUUCUUCCAUACCACGUCAAAUACCAUCACAGAUGGAGAAACUUUGGUUUCAUGUGGAUUUACAUUUGUUUCAACAUUUUCUUAAUGCUUUUCUGUUACUACAUUAUGAGAGUUAAGGUAUGGAGUUUGAAAUCUGUAUUAGACUUUAAGAAAUGGUUCAAUGGUCCAAGAAAGGAAAGACAUGAAGAUAAACCAAAUGUUUUCCAAACUACUGAGGCUGAUCAAGCUGCAGUUCAAAAGAAGGAUGCUUAA